AUGGGUGAACUCCCGGUGUUCAGCGCGUGGGAAAAGGGUUCAACUGACUUAUGCUUUGCAUUGCUAUCGUGUUAUGCCGUUAUAUACUGUCGCGAAAGUGGGGGCCGUUUAACACGUUUCCUUUCGACCCGGUAUUUGCGGCCAAUACGGGCCGCACAACAGUCCGCAUAUCAGUUUCACGUACCGAUUAUAAUGGCAUUAAUUGGCGCCUAUUUGCCCGAAACGUACACUAUAACUAUGAAUUCGGAGAAUGAUGAAGAAAAAUACGACAAAGUGACUAGUAAGUUUUUUGGCUUAGGAAAUGGUAAGCCAUACCCGACAACCGCUGUGUUAGUCCAACAACUAUGUAAUAGUUCGGCCAAAUCUUUUGGCUCUAAGGCUCAGCCAAUGUUUAAUAAAUUAAAUACAAACAAUACCUACAUUAAAAUGAGAUGGUUUUGCAACGCAAAAGACCAGGGUAAACUGGGUCAGGUAUUAAACCUUAAAUCAAGCGAGACCAAAAAGUUGAGGGACACCGCUAUCGCGACUUUAGAAAGUUUGAACACAAACCGGUCAACUAUUGCGGACGCUUUCUGCAAUGAGCUAAUGAGGAAUGGUUUUGACUUAAUGUUCACCGACUGUCUGUUGGGCGGGGAAUACGCCGGGCGUCGGGCGGAUACCGGGCAACGGGUUAUGGGUAUUGAGUUCGGCCGCUGUAUUGCCACUCAAAUUAACGCCUGUGUCCUUAAUAUGGCUCCGAUACCCGAUCACUGGUCAAUGGCUGAGGCGGUGACUGUACUCAACAGCUAUUCGACAGUAUAUUAUGCACUCAUUAAAAAGGCUAAUAAUAUUAUUAAAAAAGGCGAAAGUGUAUUAAUACACUCCGGAGCGGGAAGUGUGGGUCAGGCGGCCAUUAAUGUGUGCCAACACUACGGAUGCGAUAUCUAUGUGACGGUUGAGACGGAAGAGGAGAAACAGUUUCUCAUCAAAGAGUAUAAUAUUCCAGAGAAUCGGAUCUUUUGCUCAAGAGAUAUGCAAUUUAAGAGUGAGAUAAUUGAGGCGACAAACGUUCGGGGAAUAAAUGUUGUGCUCAACUCAUUGACCGGCAAAAAGUCGGACUUGAGUUUUGAAUGUUUGGCAAAAAGCGGACGUUUUAUCGAGUUGAAAAAAUUGGACCAUGGGCAAAAUGGUCACAAUCGUAAACGCAAUCCAUACGAUUUUGACGGCGAUUUUCAAUACAUCGGAGUUUCAGCCAAUCUUUUGAUUACAGACAUCGGGUUUUUGCCAGAGUUUUAUGAAUGGAUUCAACAGAACUCGUGUUUGAAUGGUUUUGUCCGGCCAUUGAGUUAUACAGUAUUUGGGGCCAAAAGAGUUGUCAAUGCGUUUCGUUAUAUGACUACCGGUCGACACAUCGAGAAACUUAUGAUCUGA
Messenger RNA from Medioppia subpectinata, 1410 nucleotides. The record is from the annotation of a GenBank genome assembly. Lineage: Eukaryota; Metazoa; Arthropoda; Arachnida; Sarcoptiformes; Oppiidae.